AUACAAACAGUGAUGGAAAACACAUGAGCAGUAACAAGUUUUAAUCUCGCUUCUCAGUACUAACAUGGGCUAAUCUGUGGAAGCAGCUUAUUCCAGUGUCACCCAGGGUGCAGCCACACCAGGCUCUGUAGAAGGGUGUUUUUCUUUUAAAUGUAAUACCUUCUCAUAUUUUCUUCUUAAAUAGUAGCUGAGGACAUUUACAUUAUAGAUUUGUAGUACAUGGUGGAAAAUUCUACUUUCAAGAGGACUUACUCUCUUCUUACAAGAUCGGUCCUCUACAUAGGAAGACAUGAAGGAGUAUGUGCUUCUAGUGUUCUUGACUUUGUGCUCUGCCAAACCAUUAUUUCACCCUUCGUACAUGACACUGAAGAAUUUGAUGCUGAAGGACAUGGAAGACGAAGGUGAUAGUGAUGCUGACAACUCUCUCUUUCCAACAAGAGAGCCAAUUAACCCCUUCUUCCCAUUUGAUCUGUUUUCAACAUGUCCAUUUGGAUGUCAAUGCUAUUCGAGAGUUGUACACUGUUCCGAUCUAGGUCUGUCCUCCGUCCCAAGCAACAUUCCAUUUGAUACUCGAAUGGUUGACCUUCAAAACAAUAAAAUUAAGGAAAUCAAAGAAAAUGACUUUAAAGGACUCAUCUCACUUUAUGCUUUGAUUCUGAACAACAAUAAGCUAACAAAGAUUCACCCAAAAGCCUUUCUAAGCACAAAGAAGUUGCGAAGGCUAUAUUUGUCCCACAAUCAACUAAGUGAAAUACCGCUUAAUCUUCCCAAAUCAUUAGCAGAACUCAGAAUUCAUGACAAUAAAGUUAAGAAAAUACAAAAGGAAACAUUCAAAGGAAUGAAUGCUUUACAUGUUCUAGAAAUGAGUGCAAACCCUCUGGAUAACAAUGGGAUUGAACCAGGGGCAUUUGAAGGGGUAACAGUGUUCCAUAUCAGAAUUGCAGAAGCAAAACUGACCUCCAUUCCAAAAGGAUUCGACGAACUCUUGGAAAGCAUUUUCUGUAUCCUGCUGGUUGUGGAAGCAUUUUCCCUGCAAAAAGCUGUCGAGAUGCUUGAAGAAUUGGUAGUCGAUUGACAAGAGGUCAGGUAAAUAUGGAAGAUGAGGCAAAACUUUGGAGCCCAGUUUGAUCAAUUUUGAAGUGAUGGUUGUGCAGCAUGCAGUUGGGCAUUGUCAUGGAGAAGAAUUUGGUCCAUUCUAUUGCCCAAGGCCAGCUGCAGGUGUUGCAGUUUCUAUGCAUCUCAUCAAUUUGCUGAGCAUACUUCUCAGAUAUAAUGGUUUUGCAGAAAACUACAGUGAAUCAGACUGGCAGCAGACCACCAAAUAGUGACCAUGACAUUUUUCUGGUGUAAGUUUGGAUUUGGGAAGAGCUUUGAAGCUUCUUCUCAGUUCAGCCACUGAGGUGGUUGUUGCUGGUUGUUACAUAAAAUCCAUUUUUCAUCACAUGUCAUGAUCUAAUCAAGAAACGACUCAUCGUUUUUGCACAGAAUAAGAGAAGUCAACACUUCAAAACAAUGAUUUUUUUGAUUUUCGGUCAGUUCAUGAGGCACCCACUUACUAAGCUUUUUCACAUUUCCAAUUUGCUUCAAAUGCCGAAUGAUCACAGAAUGGUCAAUGCUGAGUUCUUUGGCAACUUCUCUUUUAGUUUUAAGAGGAUCAGUUUCGAGGAUUGCUCUCAGUUGGUCUCUGUAACUUCUGAUGGCCAGCCACUACACUUUUCAUUUUCAAGGCUCUUGUCUUCUUUGCAAAACUUCUUGAACCACCACUGCACUUUACUUUUGUUAGCAGUUCCUCGGCCAAAUGAGUUGCUGAUGUUGUGAGUUGUCUACACUGCUUUAUAACCUACUUUGAACUCAAAUAAGAAAAUUGCUUGAAUUUGCUUUCUAACAUUAUUUCCAUACUAUAAAAUAAAUAUAAAAUAAACAAGUAAUGUCAUUAACAAAAAACCAUGAAGGAGUUUUAUGUUUUUUAUAUGUGAGUAUAGUCAUUCCUUAAAUAUGAGUAAGCUCAACUGAUCAGAAUUCAAGAAAUUAGGAUGCUCUCAGUUUAGAAUUAUUUUCCUGCUCUCUAAUUUAUUUAUUUUUAAAAAUAAAAGUACAUUAUAAAAUCAAUAUAAAUUCAGCCAUGAUUAAUAUUGCUGUUCAUAAGGAUUUGAAAAUUAUCUUUAACAGUCUUAAUACUAAUAAAGUAAGGAAAUGUUUUAGCAAGAAUUGAAAAAAAGAAUGCAUUUCCUAGCUAGGCAACAAGAAAUUCUGAUUGAAAACUAAUACAUUAUGUGUAGGAUUAAUGAAAUGAGGUCUGACUGAAUCACUGGUUAGUCUCUUUCAUUCCAGCUUCAGUUAAAUGGAGAAAGCUAGGGUCAGAACUGCAGGGAUCCAAACAUAUCAGAGGAAAAAAAUUCUUGUGUUUAUGCUGUUCAGUCUCUAAGUCUUGUCCGACUCUUUGCAACCCCUGGACUGCAGUACACCAGGCUUCCUUUGCCUUCACUAUCACCCAGAGU
This is a messenger RNA of Bubalus bubalis (water buffalo), 2498 nucleotides long. RefSeq names its product asporin (gene ASPN). Lineage: Eukaryota; Metazoa; Chordata; Mammalia; Artiodactyla; Bovidae. The record is from RefSeq and is a predicted model, not a curated record. The transcript has 6 exons. Gene Ontology annotation, molecular function: protein binding. Bases 290 to 1075 code for a protein of 261 amino acids.